CUUUAGUGCGGAGACAGAGAGCGGGAGAGGGAGGGCUGCGUGGCGUGAGGCAGUGCGUGCUCGCGAUGUUUAGGUGAAUCUACAGCCUUCUGCCUCACAACCGUAAAGCAGCCUCACUGAGUGCAUGCACAGCGGCAACGGACACCUCUUCCUCCUCCUGCUUUCCGUUUCCCCUCUCUCUCUCUCUCUUUCUGUUUCUCCUUGUUUCACCCGGCCGCCGGCGUCUUUACGUCUGUUCGUUUCCGUUCUCCUCUUUUGUUUUUCUCUCCUUCAUCCGUCUCGGCCCGGAAAGAAGGAAGGAGCAUCGGAGUUGAGAGGCAUAUCGUCCUGCAUGCCCAGCCGGUGUCGGGUGCUGAUGCUGUAACCAGCGCAGGGAGCUGAGAAGCCCUGGUUGAUGCAGUGAAGUGUUCCAGUGGGAUAAACACAAGCAAAGAAGGUAGGGAAACAAAAGACAGUGAGCAAAAACACAUUAUUUUUUGGACAGCCGGCUCUCUCGGCACAGCUGCUGAGUGGGUUUGACCCACAGGCCGGUGAGCGUCCCGUCACUCGAGGGCAGUUUGUGGUUUCCAGAAAGUCUCUCAGAGGGUACAGAGGAAGCUCAAAUUGGUGAGUUAAUAGAAGUUGGACUUGGCAAAGAGAGCGAGUGCUGUGUCUUUGCUCAGCUGCUGAGCUGUAACAGGAGGAUUCUUUCAGCGGGAGCUGAAAGGAGCCAGGAAGGCUUAGCUCAGCUGCUUGGCUCCCGGUGUGAACCAGGUCUGCUUUUCAUGCCCAUGUGGUCGCAGAGAUGUGUCUUCAUUGAGACUCGAGGAGGCCCCUCAGCUUGGUUCCUCCUCUUUGCUUCCCGGUUGCAUAAGAGGGAUUCUUUGCUCCACUUUCACUCUGGAUAUCUAGAGGUUGCGUCUGUUUGCAUGUAUGAGAAACUACUGCGACCAGAAGCCAGCGAUCGCACUUCCCGAUUCCAGGAAUGUUUUGCCUCAAUGCUCCAACAGUCAGUGAUCUAAUGACUAUUAUGCAAUGUGUGGCCCCUAUUGCCUUCCACCUCCUUCUUAGACGUCUUUGCACCCAAAGGCCACCAGCGAGACCGAGUGGCCCCCUGACGGAGAUGUCCUGUGACAAAAGAAGGCCAAGAAGUCGGGAGAGUGCUGCUCAGUGGUGAAAUGGAGAAGUGAGGCAGAAAGGAGAGCUGCAGGGAAUAUUUUUUGAGGAACCCAUUCUGGUGUCAGAAACUAAAAGAGAAAAUGAGAUUCUUAGUGCAACAGAAAUGUGAGUGGCGACAGAGAAGCAUCAGAAACAGGCAGAAAUUAACAGAGUCUCGGGUCUGCGGAGAAAACCUCAACGCUGCGCAGCAUCGCCCUCUGAACAAGGUGUGAACAAAGAAAGAAAGAACUGAGCAGCAUCCGGGUCGAAGCUAAUAGAGAAAACCACGGGGCUUUAAAUAGACGUCGAAAAGAGAAGUGCGAAGUGGACUUCACACUCAGAGGGAGGAAGAGAGACACAAGUACGAGUUUACAUCCAUCUCCAGAGAGGCGGCGAGUGGCAAACCGGAGCCGCUGGGGGACUCUGAGCUGGAAGAACUGGGGGAUUUACUCACAGUGACGCUUUCAGAAGGCACAACGAGAAAGUAAGACAGGAGGAGAGAGAGUUGGGGUGAAGAAACCAAGGAAGAGGAUCAGCACCGAGAGGAAGAGAGGGGGGCUCAUGGGAAACCUCCUGAAAGUGCUGGCUUGCGCCGAACUUGAGCAUGGGCCAAUAGUUUUCCUUGACUUUGAACAUGCCCAGCCCACCGAGGCGGAGACGGCCGUGUGGAACCAAGUCAGCGCAGUGCUGGAGGAGGCUCACGGGAUCCUGGCCGAGCUGCAGUCCUACAACGGCGCGGGGCAGGAGAUACGAGAGGCCAUCCAGAACCCGGGUGACCUCGCUCUGCAGGAGAAGGCUUGGAACGCUGUCUGCCCCCUGGUGGCCAAGCUGAAGAGGUUCUACGAGUUCUCCCUCCGAUUGGAGAACGCCCUGCGCAGCCUGCUGGAGGCGCUGACGAGCCCGCCCUACGCCCCCAUGCAGCACCUGGAGCGAGAGCAGGCGCUGGCCAAACAGUUUGCAGAGAUCCUUCAUUUCACGCUCAGCUUCGACGAACUAAAGAUGACAAACCCGGCCAUUCAGAACGACUUCAGCUACUACAGGAGGACUAUAAGCAGGAACAGGCUGAACAACCAGCAGCUGGACGCAGAGAACGAGGUGAACAAUGAGAUGGCCAAUCGGAUGUCUCUGUUCUACGCCGAGGCGACACCAAUGCUGAAGACCUUGAGUAACGCCACCACCAAGUUCGUUUCAGAGAACAAGACCCUGCCGAUAGAGGACACCACAGACUGCCUGAGCACCAUGGCAUGUGUGUGUCGUGUCAUGCUGGAGACUCCGGAGUACCGCUGCCGGUUCACCAACACAGACACCAUGCUGUUCUGCAUGAGGGUGAUGGUGGGCGUCAUCAUCCUCUACGACCACGUCCAUCCCGUCGGAGCCUUCGCCAAGACCUCCAAAAUCGACAUGAAGGGCUGCAUCAAGGUGCUGAAAGAGCAGCCGUCCAACAGCGUGGAGGGGCUUCUGAACGCACUGCGGUACACGACACGACAUCUAAACGAUGACAGCACCUCCAAACAAAUCAGAGCCCUGCUGCAAUGAAGGAACGCCAGAGGAGAGGGAGAAACGUCGGAGCGCACCUGAAGACGGAGGAGGGAGGGGGGGAAACAGACGCCAGAGGCCGAAAAAGCUGUUUGUUUACAACGGACGGAGAGAAGCAUCUCUGGGUCUGGAGCAACCUGAAGAGAAGAGGAAGAA
Messenger RNA from Poecilia reticulata (guppy), 2829 nucleotides. It is a transcript of the gene fam49al, whose product is annotated as family with sequence similarity 49 member A, like. Lineage: Eukaryota; Metazoa; Chordata; Actinopteri; Cyprinodontiformes; Poeciliidae. Gene Ontology annotation, biological process: regulation of actin filament polymerization. Gene Ontology annotation, molecular function: small GTPase binding. The record is from RefSeq and is a predicted model, not a curated record.